Molecule: messenger RNA, 5035 nt
Organism: Ipomoea nil (Japanese morning glory)
Lineage: Eukaryota; Viridiplantae; Streptophyta; Magnoliopsida; Solanales; Convolvulaceae
Exons: 22
Coding region: 380-4699 (1439 amino acids)
Source: RefSeq, a predicted model, not a curated record
CAUUACUACUACGUCGUCGGACACGCCACACCUAAUCACUCUAACUUUACCCAUUUUGCUCGUUAAUUAAACAAACCUUCUCUCUCUCUCCGACGCUCCUUUCUUUCCAUUUCGCUCUUCCCCUACUUCUCUCUCUAUAUCUCUGCAAUCUCUCUCUACAGAUUCUCUCCGCCUAGAUUUUCCUAUACCUCUUCCUCUCUCUAUCUCUCUCUCCAUAACCGCUUCCUCGCGCUACGGCGGCACGGCCAGACACGAAGCUCCGGCGGUUUGCUUAGCGGUGGAGGUUUCGUGCAAUCGAAGUUUUGACAGAUGCAGUCAAUCUCGGUUUCGUCGUGUCUCUGCCAUCGCCACCGGAUGUGAUGACUGUACUCUUCAGUCAAUGGCUGUCUACGUGCUUCAUUUGAGUUUGAUUCUGUUGCUACUGUCCGCAAACCCUAGUGCUACUAGUAGUGAUAGUGGCUUCCAUUUUGCUGCUCCGGUUGAGGAAUUCGACUCCGACUGGCUUCUCUUCCACCAGGACUACUCCCCGCCGGCGCCGGCUCCUCCGCCUCCCCAUCCGCCCUCCGUUUCCUGCGAGGGUGAUCUGGGAGGUAUCGGUUCUCUGGAUACCACGUGUAAGAUAGUGUCUGAUUUGAAUAUUACCAAAAGUGUGUAUAUAGAAGGGAAGGGCGAUCUUUACAUCCUCCCCGAUGUCACUGUCAAUUGCACGUUUGCGGGUUGCGAAAUCGCGAUUAAUGUUACUGGGAACUUCAAGCUGGAUGAUAAUUCGACUAUACUUGCCGGGACUUUUCAGCUUGUUGCGAACAAUGCGACGUUCGGCAACGGUUCGGUUGUGAACACCACCGGGUUAGCGGGUUCGGCUCCGGAACAGACAAGUGGGACACCUCAAAACUUGGAUGGGGGAGGCGGGGGGUAUGGAGGAAGAGGGGCGGCCUGUUUGACGGACACAAAGAAACUGCAGGAGGACGUUUGGGGUGGGGAUGCGUAUGGGUGGUCGACAAUGCAGGUGCCAUUUAGUUACGGAAGUAAAGGCGGAACAAGUAGCAAGGAUGUAGACUAUGGUGGGGGCGGGGGUGGAAGGAUAAUGUUGGUGGUGGAUAGGUUCCUAGAAGUGAAUGGCUUCUUGUUGGCUGAUGGGGGUGACGGAGGUACUAAAGGUGGAGGUGGUUCUGGUGGCAGCAUCUACAUCAAAGCUUAUAAGAUGACUGGAAUUGGUGAAAUAAGUGCUUGCGGUGGUGAUGGUUUUGCUGGCGGAGGCGGUGGAAGAGUUUCAGUUGACAUUUUUAGUAGACAUGAGGAUCCAAAAAUCUAUGCUUAUGGAGGAAGUAGCCGUGGCUGCUCAGAAAAUGCUGGUGGUGCAGGAACCUUUUAUGAUAAUGUUCCACGCACCCUUACUGUUAACAACCUCAACAAAUCAACGGAUACUGACACACUUCUCAUGGAUUUUCCUCAGCCACUUUUGACUAAUGUUUAUAUUAGUAACCAUGCGAAGGUUACUCUUCCUUUGCUUUGGAGUCGUGUUCAGGUCCAGGGACAAAUUAGCCUCUUGUAUUAUGCGUCAUUGAGCUUUGGGCUGGCAAAAUAUUCAAUGUCAGAAUUUGAAUUAUUGGCAGAAGAGCUGUUAAUGAGCGACUCUAUUAUUAAGGUUUAUGGAGCUCUGCGCAUGUCUGUUAAAAUGUUUCUGAUGUGGAAUUCAAAAAUGCUUAUUGAUGGUGGUGGAGAUGCCAAUGUUGGAACAUCAAUGCUGGAGGCUAGUAACCUUAUUGUUCUUAAGGAAACGUCGUUAAUUCAUUCUAAUGCAAAUCUGGGUGUUCAUGGGCAAGGUUUACUGAAUCUAUCUGGACCAGGGGAUUGCAUUGAAGCUCAACGCCUGGUCUUAUCCUUGUUUUAUAGCAUCCAUGUUGGACCAAAAUCAGUAUUGAGGGGCCCCUUACGAAAUGUCACAACUGAUGCUUUGACACCAAAGUUGAACUGUGGUACCGAUGAUUGUCCUGUUGAAUUGCUUCGUCCUCCUGAAGACUGCAAUGUCAACUCUUCACUGUCUUUCACUUUGCAGGUCUGCCGGGUUGAGGAUAUCCUUGUUGAAGGAUUGAUAGAAGGAUCUGUUGUUCAUUUUCAUAGAGCAAGGACCAUUACAGUGAAGUCUUAUGGAAAUAUUAGUACAUCUGGAAUGGGCUGUACUGGUGGGUUGGGACAGGGACAAAUUCUAAGCAAUGGUCUUUCUGGUGGUGGCGGUCAUGGAGGUAGAGGUGGAGAUAGAUGUUUCAAUGGCAGCUGUGCAGAUGGGGGCAUAUCAUAUGGAACUACAGAUUUGCCAUGUGAACUUGGAAGUGGAAGUGGAAAUGACAGCUUAGCUGGGUCAACUACUGGUGGUGGUAUUUUGGUCAUGGGUUCAUCUGAGCAUCCGUUGUCAAGUUUAUUUGUUGAAGGCUCAGUUAAAUCUGAUGGAGACAGUUUUGAAGGAAGUUUGAGUGGAGGUUUUAUACAUACAGAGGACCUGAAUGUGGGACCAGGUGGUGGAUCUGGUGGAACUAUAUUAUUAUUUUUGCAUGCUCUUGAUCUUGGUGACUCUGGCAUCUUGUCAAGUGCUGGUGGUGAUGGCAGUUCAGUGGGUGGGGGAGGUGGAGGUGGUGGAAGGAUCCAUUUCCAUUGGUCAGAUAUUCCAACAGGAGAUGUAUACCAGCCCAUUGCUAACGUGAAAGGGAACAUUUAUGCCAGUGGUGGACUGGGUGGAAAGGAAGGAGGGAGUGGUGGAAAUGGGACUGUAUCUGGCAAAGCUUGUCCCAAAGGACUUUAUGGGAUAUUCUGUGAACCUUGUCCACUUGGAACUUUUAAGAAUGCUACUGGAUCUGAUGAAGACCUUUGUAUUUCAUGCCCAGCAGAUGAUCUUCCAAAUCGUGCCAUUUAUGUUUCUAUCCGCGGUGGUGUUACAGAUCUACCUUGUCCUUACAAAUGUGUUUCAGAGAGAUAUCACAUGCCUCAUUGUUAUACAGCUCUUGAGGAGUUAGUUUACACAUUUGGAGGGCCGUGGCUAUUUGGUCUUCUUCUUUUGGGUGUCUUAAUUCUGUUAGCCCUAGUGUUGAGUGUAGCUCGAAUGAAGUUUGUAGGUGUUGACGAGCCACCAGGCCCUGCGCCCACACAACAGGGUUCUCAGAUUGAUCACUCAUUUCCGUUUCUUGAGUCACUAAAUGAGGUUUUGGAAACAAACCGUGUUGAGGAAUCCCAGAGCCAUGUCCAUAGAAUGUAUUUUAUUGGUUCGAAUACAUUCAGUGAACCUUGGCAUUUACCUCAUACACCUCCAGAACAAAUAAAAGAGAUUGUAUAUGAGGGCGCCUUCAAUACUUUUGUGGAUGAGAUCAAUGCUAUAGCUUCAUAUCAGUGGUGGGAAGGUGCAUUACAUAGCAUUCUCUGUGUUCUUGCGUAUCCUCUAGCAUGGUCAUGGCAGCAAUGGCGCCAGAGAAUGAAGUUGCAACGUGUCCGUGAAUUUGUUAGAUCAGAAUAUGAUCAUGCUUGCUUACGUUCUUGUCGAUCACGCGCAUUGUAUGAAGGUUUGAAGGUAAAUGCAACUCCUGAUCUAAUGCUAGCAUACAUAGACUUUUUCCUUGGUGGGGAUGAAAAGAGAAGUGAUCUUCCCCCUCGUCUUCAUCAAAGGUUUCCUAUGUCUCUAUUGUUCGGUGGUGAUGGAAGUUAUAUGGCUCCAUUCUCGCUUAACAAUGACAAUAUUAUCACCAGCCUCAUGAGUCAGUGUGUCCCACCAACCACAUGGUACCGCUUUGUUGCUGGUUUGAAUGCACAAUUGCGUUUGGUACGUCAGGGUUGUCUCAGGAAUACAUUUCGCCCUGUUCUUAGAUGGCUCGAGGGUUUUGCCAAUCCAGCUUUAAGAGUGUAUGGUGUACAUGUUGAGCUUGUUUGGUCUCAAGCUACUACUGGCGGUUAUAUACAAUAUGGGCUUUUGGUACAUUCCAUUGGAGAAGUUGAGCAAACGCCUUGUGAAGAUAUUGAAGUACCUAGAAAUGAACUAUUAUGUAGUAGCGGUGUAUAUGGUGAGAAUCCAUCAGACCAUUUGAAGGAAGACAAUCCCUCAAAUCAAGGUGGUGUAGGCUCUUUAAAACGGAAAACUUAUGGUGGUAUUUUGGAUAUAAACAGCUUAAAGGUGCUCAAGGAGAAAAGAGAUGUAUUUUUUGUCCUCUCUUUUCUGAUUCAUAACACUAAGCCAGUUGGCCACCAGGAUCUUGUUGGGCUGGUAAUCUCAAUGCUGUUACUUGGAGAUUUUAGCUUAGUGCUGCUUACAUUUCUCCAGCUGUAUUCAGUAUCUAUGGCAAAUGUCUUUCUGGUUUUGUUUGUUUUGCCACUGGCAAUUUUACUUCCAUUCCCUGCUGGAAUAAAUGCUUUAUUUAGUCAUGGACCGAGGCGUUCUGCUGGCCUUGCACGUAUAUAUGCUUUAUGGAACAUCACUUCACUGAUUAAUGUUGUGGUUGCAUUUAUUUGUGGAUACGUGCAGUACCGGACCCAGUCAAGCAAAAAAUUUCCGUACUUUCAGCCAUGGAAUAUGGGUGAAAGCGUAUGGUGGAUUUUUCCAUUUGCGCUGGUUGUGUGCAAGUGUAUCCAGUCACAACUCAUAAACUGGCAUGUUGCUAAUUUAGAGAUUCAGGACAGGUCAUUGUAUAGUAAUGACUUCCAACUGUUUUGGCAAUCGUGAUAUCAUUGGCAUUGGCAUUGGCAGUCGGAAAGGUUUCUCUGAUCUUCCACUAACACCCUCAGUUUUAACAUGGGUAUUUUCUUUUUUUAAUUUUAAAUUUUUUGUUAACCAUGAAGAGAGUGCAUGGGUGACACAGGAGUAGAAAGAAAUUGAGUAGAAAAAAAAAGAGGAGAAAAUAUAGAUAGGAAAUGGAAUAGCCAGAGGCGGGCAUUCAUCAUGUGAUCUUACUUUUGGUUGUGCAGCUAUGGUGCUCACUGUGGUGUAAAUAUGAAAUAGGAUUAUUUUAUAAUCUUGGGUCGUAUUUUGGAUUAUUAUGAUGGGAUUGUACUUAAUUUU